This is a messenger RNA of Eucalyptus grandis, 3851 nucleotides long. RefSeq lists its product as uncharacterized. The record is from RefSeq and is a predicted model, not a curated record. Lineage: Eukaryota; Viridiplantae; Streptophyta; Magnoliopsida; Myrtales; Myrtaceae. Bases 137 to 2443 code for a protein of 768 amino acids. The transcript is spliced from 3 exons. Gene Ontology annotation, molecular function: protein binding.
GGUCCUCGUUUCACUGCCGAGUGCUUCCUUCCGACUUCCGAGUUCCGUAGCUCAGAGUCCCAGUGACCUGUAAAUUUCGCCGGCGGAUUCUCCCCCUCGCUUUGUCAUCGCGUUUUCUCGCCGCCGAUCCCGCUCGAUGCCCGGGGCGCAUCCCGCAGCCCCUAUGGCCGAUUGGAGCCAGAUGCCCGUGGACCUCCUCCGGCUCAUCGCGCGACGCCUCGACACGCAAUUCGACGUCCUCCGAUUCCGAUCCGUCUGCUCUUCCUGGCGUUCCUCGGUCGCACCGAGCCCUAAUCCCUUCGGGGACGGCGGAUUGUGGAUCAGCCCGCACGGCAGGGAUCCCGACGAUCGCCUCGAGGUAGACUUCCUCUCCAGGAGCACCAUCUUCCUCCUCGGAGUGCCCCGAUCCCGCGACCAAACAGUCCCCGGCGGGUGGCUGCUCAAGGUCGGGAAGGACUUCCCCGGGAGGAUGCAUCUACUGAACCCUCUCUCCAGCUGCGAAUUCGAUCGUCUGCCUGAGGAUUUUCCAAGAGUUUUGGACUUGAUGAAUCUGCGCGUGCUGGAGUUAGGGCACGAGUAUGUGUUGCGGUGCUUGAAUAAUGACGACCGCCGUCCUGCUGACAUACUUUUCCCGGAUAAGGUUGCUUUCAUGUGUUUAGGCAAUGGAAAUGAUUAUGUGCUGCUCCGGAUUGCGUCGGGGAAAUUGUCCAUGUUUAAAUCUAAGGAAGAACGGUGGUCCAUCAUUCAGGACACGCCGUCGCCAUGGUAUGACGACGUGAUAUUGUUUAAUGGGGAGUUUUAUGCCGUUGAUCGUGCUGGGAUGACUGUGAUCGUCGGGUUGGAUUCGGGUGUGACCUCGAUUGUGCAGCCGAACUUCCGUGGUCGUGAGAAGUUCUUGGUGGAAUCUGUCGGCGAGCUGCUGUUGGUCUACAGGGAUAGGAGCCUGGAUGCGGAGAACGACCACGAAAGCCUAAUAGAUUACCUUACGAGCGAGACGGUCCAGUUUAAGGUCUACAAGUUGGACAGCAAAGAGCAGGUGUGGAGCAGGGCGAAAGACUUAGGGGAUAGGGUGCUGUUUCUGGGAGAUGAAUGUGCAUUCUCUGCUUCAGCUGCAGAUCUAGGGGCUUCUAAAGGGAAUCUCAUAUUUUAUAGGGAUUAUGUUGGAAGGGCAGCAGAUUUGAGCCUUAAGAUGUGUGUCUAUGACAUGGAUAGUGGCCGUUUUGGACCUACAGAAGAUCAUGCAGGUUUUUCGGAGCUGUUCUGGCCUCCUCCAGAUUGGAUUGCUUCGACGACCUCGGAACCCGCCAUGGCCGAAUGGAGCCAGAUGCCGGAGGACCUCCUCCGCCGCAUCGCGCGACGCCUCGGCACGCAGUUCGACGUCCUCCGAUUGCGAUCCGUCUGCUCUUCCUGGCGCUCCUCGCUCGCACCGAGCCCUAACCCCUUACGGCGCGGCCGAAUCCCGACGAUCCCGCACGAGGGGUAUCCCGACGACUGCACCGAGCUAUACCUUCUCCCCAAGCGCACCAUCUUCCUCGUCGGAGUGCCCCGAUCCUGCGACCAAACAGUCCCCAGCGGUUGGCUGGUCAAAGUCUGGGAGGACGACCGCGGGGGGAUGAAUCUACUGAACCCUUUCACCAGCUGCGAAUUCGAUCGGCUGCCUGAGGAUUUUCCGAGAGUUUUGGACUUGAUGAAUCUGCGCGUGCUGGAGUUAGGGCACGAGUGUGUGUUGCAGGAUUCCAAUUGUCUCAGCUAUGGCUUUUAUAAUAAGGUAUGGGACACGGAUAGGGUUGUUUUUUUGUGUUUAGACAAUGAAAAUGAUUUUGCGCUGCUCAGGCUUAUCCCUGGUGGCACAAUGGUCAUGUUUAAAUCUAGGGAAAAACGGUGGUCACGCGUUCAGGACAUGCUGUCGGGAUAUGACGACGUGAUAUUGUUUAAGGGGGAGUUUUAUGCCGUUGACAAUGAUGGGCGCACUGUGGUUGUCGGGUUGGAUUCCAGUGUGACUUUGAUUGCGCAGUCGACCUUUGAUUGUUGGGACAAGCGUUUGGUGGAAUCUGUGGGCGAACUGCUGUUGGUCAAUAUGUAUUGGGAGGAGGAGACAACCAGAUUGAAGGUCCACAAGUUGGACAGAGAAGAGAAGGUAUGGAAUGAGGUGAAAGAUUUAGGGGAUAGGGUGUUGUUUCUGGGAGAGGAAUGUACAUUUUCUGCUUCAGCUGCAGAUUUAGGGGCUUGUAAGGGGAAUUGCAUAUUUUUUACGGAUCAUGCUGGAGUAGUCAUAGGAGCGUCGAGCCUUGAGAUUGGUGUCUAUGAUAUGGAUAGUGGCAUUAUUGGACCUAUAGAAGAUUAUGCAGGUUAUUCACAGCUGUUCUGGCCUCCUCCGGAUUGGAUUGUUUCCAGGACCGCAGAACCUCAGGUUCAAAAUCAAUUGGAAGCACUGACAGUGUAACGUGGAGGUUGGUCUUCUUGGAUAUUGGGGUGUUGCUGCAAUCGAAUCGUUUGUUCACGGCAUUGUACAUGAAUAACACGGUAAGAAAGGGCUAGAGAGGUUGAUUUAGCUCACUGUAUGGACCCCGAGGCACUGAAGGAAGGCAAGAAGGUAGUCUGGUUAGGUGGCUAUUUUUACUUUCUGUACUCACAUAUGGAUGCUUUUUGUAUUGUAAGUAAUAUACUUCUAAGGUCUUUCCUAAGCUUGGAGGAUGUCAGUCACUUGCCAAAGAGGCAAACUUUUGCCAGCGAGUUUUUGCCUGAUUCAUUUACAUAGCUAUGACGCCUGUUGCACAGUCCAGAAGUUUGUGAACUAGUAUCGGUCGUGUGUUGCCCCUAUUGAUGACAGAGAACCUACCUAAGGCAGAGUUCAAUCUUUUAGCCAACUCAGAUAUUUGACAAACAGAAACAACAAUUUCACAAAACAUAAACUUCAGUCGAAAGGAUUGUGUGGAUUUCAUUAAUGGAGCAUCCAUUUUCUCUUUAGACGAAUUCUCAAACCUUCAUGUUCAUAUAUAUUUCAGGGUUUUACUUGAAUUGCAUUGCAAGGACAGAACCCAUAUCCAUCCAGAUUCAUACCACUGGAAGAUUCAUAUCACCAGGGCCCCCAUUGUCACUUUCGGCACCUUCAUUGAGAUCUCUCUCUCUCAAGCACAAAGAAGAUAAAUGGGCAACCAAAGGCAAUUUCACAUAUGCCUGGUUCCCUGAUCUUCAGAGGCCAAUAGGGUGCUUCUCUGAAAACACAAUACUAGGAAACUCCAAAUCAGUAUCAUCUUUUCUCUACUCAUUUACUCUGACACAUGUACAUUCUCUGUACUUCUCCCAUACAUAUAGACCCACUCAUGAAUUCACGCUGCUAAUAUUUCCUGCAUUUGGACCCAACUCAUCGUCAAUCUCGUUCGGGUGCAUCCCCAGAAAACCGCCUCGCAGUAAUGGUCCCAGCAUAUGACCAUAUCUCUUCGGAUUCUGGUGCUGCUGGUUUCUCUUCGUGUUUUUUGUGAUUGUUGCCGUUUGUGGACGAGGGCAUUCUUCCCGGAUUUCCACCGAAGGGAGAGGAACAGAAAGAUGGGGUCGCAAAGGAGAGCCGUAAGGCGUGUGCUUGAUCGAGAAGGGACUAGGAGCCAUCUUCUCUUCUGAAUGGGAAGAUAAACCAGACAUUAUCGUCGCCGGUCGAGCCGAUCUAUCGUGCUUGGAAGGAAGAAGGGGCUCAUUGCUUGAUCUUGGUCCGAUGAGCAAUUGAGAUCAAAGCUUCUCCAUUUUGUUUCACAUGGUGAUAAUUCACAACAUUUGUAAGCUUGGAGUUAUUAUUUACACAGGUGAUUGUGGGCUAAAUUAAGAGGAGAGCUAUCGUUUCAGGGGUUCAUUUGAAA